Molecule: messenger RNA, 2316 nt
Organism: Trichoderma aggressivum f. europaeum
Lineage: Eukaryota; Fungi; Ascomycota; Sordariomycetes; Hypocreales; Hypocreaceae
Exons: 5
Coding region: 1-2316 (771 amino acids)
Cellular component (GO): membrane
Source: RefSeq, a predicted model, not a curated record
AUGGCAUCGCAACACGACAGCGAUCUGGGCGAUAUCGACCCUCAAAACCCAUACGCGUCGAGUAGCAAAUGGCGUCACCAAGAGUCGACCAAAUACGCCCGCCACGAGGCGCAACUCCAGGCGCGCGACGCUACGACAACUGACACGACCAAUGCUCUGGCCAAUUAUCUCAAUUCCACCCGGAUUGAGCCUCAGGGCGACGGGCACUCGUCGGGAAACUACCAGCCCAUCCACCUGGCGGCCAACAAUGGCGAAGAGCCGGCCGUCGACCACCAACAGCAUGAGGCGUCAGAUGGCAGGGAGAUUGUGUGCGGCCCUCUUCUCAACUAUCGUCGAAUGGACCAGGGCUACUGGUAUGGCAGCGUUCUCGUUGUGACCAAGGGUGGCGGCAAGGAGGUGCUCUACCACCCCUCACUAUCUUUGCGACAAGUUGGCGGACAAGGAGGAGAGGCCCGGAUCGAUGGUGAGCGUCUGUAUUCCGACAAACGAAACACCUUUUGGGCAUUCAGCAUCUGCGUGCCGCUCGGGCCCAAUGAGGCGAGUUACGAAUAUCAAGUGCCGCGGCUGCGGUUCUCCAGCAGCCACAAGCCGCAAAUCAACCGCUUCUUCAUCCCCGCCAUAAACGAGUCGAUGCGCAUCAUGUUCUACUCUUGCAAUGGCUUCAGCGUCGGCACCGACGAGGAGGCCUGGAGCGGUCCGGCUUUGUGGAACGAUGUCAUGCGCAAGCAUGAAGCUGCGCCUCUCCACGUCAUGGUGGGAGGUGGUGACCAGAUCUACAACGACGGCAUCAGGGUCCACGGUCCCUUGCGCACUUGGACGGGCAUCGGCAACCCCAAGAAGCGUCAAGAGUACCCUUUCCCAGAGAAGCUUCGUGCCGAGUGUGAUGAUUACUAUCUCCAAAACUACCUCCGCUGGUAUAAUACGGAGCCUUUUUCGACGGCCAACGGCCAGAUUCCCCAGAUCAAUAUCUGGGAUGACCACGAUAUCAUUGACGGUUUCGGGUCAUACGUUGAUAAGUUCAUGCAAUGCGACGUUUUCCGCGGCAUUGGUGGCACUGCCCACAAGUACUACAUGCUCUUCCAGCACCAUCUCCCUCCUCCGCCCUCCACGUACACAUCCGAUUUUGCCGAUAACGACAUCGAUGGUACUCAAGGCAUUGAUCCAAAUCAGCUGAUUGACACGUAUGUCGCACCUGGAAAGACCGAGCCGCAGUACAUCGUCGGAACCAAGCCUGGACCCUAUGUUGCGGAACAUUCGUUUAACAUCUACACCCGAUUGGGUGCUCGUAUUGCUCUUCUUGGCAUCGAUGCCCGAACUGAGCGCACUCGACACCAAGUCAAUUAUCCUGAAACCUAUGACUUGAUUUUCCAAAGAGCGCGCGAGGAGCUGAGCGCCGCCGCCAGAUCUGGCCAGCCUAUCAAGCAUUUGAUUCUGCUUCUCGGUAUCCCGAUUGCUUAUCCUCGCUUGACCUGGCUAGAGAACAUUCUUCGAAGCCCCCUUAUCGGCCCCGUCAAGCUCCUCAACCGACGAUUUGGUGUCGGCGGUGGCUUUUUCAACCACUUUGACGGAAGCGUAGAUUUACUUGAUGAUCUCGAUGAUCACUACACGGCCAAGACACACAAGGUUGAGCGAGCCCAGCUGAUUGUGGAGCUUCAAAAGCUCUCGGCCGAGUUCUCGGUGCGAACCACCAUCCUAGGAGGCGACGUUCAUCUGGCUGCGCUGGGUCGCUUCUACUCCAACCCCAAGCUCAAGGUCCCCGCCGAGGAAGACAGCAGGUACAUGGUCAACGUCGUCUCGUCGGCCAUUGUCAACAAGCCCCCGCCUCAAGCCGUGGCCAAUCUCCUUGCACGACGAAACAAGAUUCAUCACAUGAACUCUAAGACCGACGAAACGCUGCUGGAUCUGUUUGACAAGGACCCGGGCAACUCCACAAAGACUGCCAGUCACAACAAUUGCACGAUGCCCAGCCGCAACUUUGCCAUUCUGACAGAGAAUUCCCCCGCUAAUCAGACCAACGGAUUUGUGCCCGAGGUGAACGGCGAGGCGCAGUCGUUCGUGGGACUCGACGGCCAUUCGGAACUACACAAGGGAGAAGUCGGUUCUGGUUCGAAGCACAAGGCAGCCUCUGAUGAGGCACACGGCCGAGGUCACGAUGGUGGUCUGGACAUUCGCAUCAGCGUCGAGAUUGAUCAGCAUGACCCCGAGGGUCGAACAGAGGGCUACGGCUUGACUGUGCCAGUGCUGACGUAUCGCCCCAGGACCCAAGCGUCCUCGAGGGCCGUGUCUACUGCCACAAGCGUUCCAAGCCAGCAGUGA